Coregonus clupeaformis (lake whitefish) is the source of this 2978-nucleotide messenger RNA. RefSeq names its product palmitoyltransferase ZDHHC7. Gene Ontology annotation, cellular component: Golgi apparatus; endoplasmic reticulum. Gene Ontology annotation, molecular function: protein-cysteine S-palmitoyltransferase activity. Bases 250 to 1164 code for a protein of 304 amino acids. Lineage: Eukaryota; Metazoa; Chordata; Actinopteri; Salmoniformes; Salmonidae. The transcript is spliced from 8 exons. The record is from RefSeq and is a predicted model, not a curated record. Gene Ontology annotation, biological process: peptidyl-L-cysteine S-palmitoylation; protein targeting to membrane.
CACACCGGAAAUGCACCUUCCCAAACAUUGUUGUGUAGCUAGCUAGCUAACGUUAGCCUACUUGCCUUGAGUGGGCUGUCAUUAAUGAAAGUGAAGCCUUAUUCCAUCAGAAGGACAUCUUAGCAGGGAAACUGGAAAGAAGCAAGGCUGUUAUGUGGCCUGAGAAGUCGGGCCCUGGAUGCUCUCCUCACUAGUUCUGAAGAUUGGACACAACAAUGACACUAUAAAGGACACUAACAAAAAGGCAGCAUGUCUUCAGGUCACCGGCUGCGAGAUGUAGAGCAACACCACCCCCUGCUGGACGGGGAGGAGGCUGCAGUGGGUUCCGCAGAAGGGGAGGCGGAGCAAGUGUGGUUCAUCCAGGAUGGCUGUGGCAUGGUCUGUGCCUUCAUCACCUGGUUCCUGGUGCUCUACGCCGACUUUGUGGUCACCUUUGUCAUGCUGCUGCCCUCCAAGAGCUUCUGGUACGCUGUGGUCAACGGCGUGGUCUUCAACUGCCUGGCUGUGCUAGCUCUCACCUCGCACCUGCGCACCAUGCUCACCGACCCGGGAGCUGUGCCCAAAGGCAACGCCACCAAGAAGUACAUGGAGAGCCUGAACCUGAAACCAGGAGAGGUCAUCUAUAAGUGUCCCAAAUGCUGCAGCAUCAAACCUGAGAGAGCCCACCACUGUAGUAUUUGUAAGCGCUGCAUCCGUAAGAUGGAUCACCACUGUCCCUGGGUGAACAACUGUGUCGGAGAGAACAACCAGCGCUUCUUUGUCCUCUUCACUAUGUAUAUAGCGAUGAUCUCCACCCACGCUCUUGCCCUGAGUGGGUACCAGUUUGUAACCUGUGUCAAGGUCCAGUGGAGUGAGUGCAGUGACUUUGCCCCCCCGGUGACAGUGAUGCUGAUGAUCUUCCUCUGCCUGGAGGGCCUCCUCUUCCUCAGCUUCACAGCUGUCAUGUUUGGCACUCAGGUCCACUCCAUCUGCAACGACGAGACGGAGAUUGAGCGUCUGAAGAAGGAGAAGCCCACGUGGGAGAGGCAGGUUCGCUGGGAGGGCAUGAGGAGUGUGUUUGGGGGCAAGCCGUCACUGCUGUGGAUCAACCCAUUUGCCGGGCUCCGACUGCGCCGACUACUCGCCACACGCUCCCGGAAAGCCGGCGCCGAGUUCUCUGUCUGACCUCUCACCUUAUCACCAGCUUCCUACUGUACUGUCUGGGACAAUCUGUAGAACCUGACUCAGGAGCUGUCUUUGACACCAGGGUCCUGUUCAUUUCAGGCACCAAACGGACUCAAACAGGGAAGGUACUAUCCGGACUUGUCCGAUAAGAAACGCUCAUUUUUGUUUUCUGUUGCAAAAUGUUUUCCAUCACGUGUCCUAAUGAACACGACCCAGCUACAAGGAAGACUGAAGUUCUAUCCAACAGUAUGGACAAUGGUGCUUCUGAACAUCACGUCUGUAUAGGUCACAUGGAGCAGGAGUCAAAACUAUCGAGAAACCCAUCGAAACCUGUUUAAAGAUCAAAUGAAGGUGCGCUGUAGUCCUAAAACAGACUGAAACACUACAUACUGCACAGUUACAGGAAGCCUACAGGGAGGAGGAUUCACUUCAUCUGUUUAUUUAUUGACUUGUUUUUAAAACACUCACUGUUGUGUUCUUCUCUUCCUGUCACUCUGGGGGGGUUGACUGAGUAAAGCCUAAUUUAUACCUUACAUCCUCUCUCUGGCUCCUUAUCUCCUCUCUCUCUCUGUGUCUCCUUAUCUCUGUGCCUCCUUAUCUCUCUCUCUCUCACAUGGUUGUGUACUUCUCUUCCUGUCACUCUGGGGGUGUUUGAGUGAGUAAAGCCUAAUUUAUACCUUACCUACAGUACAUGCACAACGCAAGAACGCAAUUAGCUACGCAAUGUUGUGUACUUGUGUCGACUUACAAAUUGCUGGACUGCACACGUCUGUGUAUUUUGUCUACGCAACUAGCCGGAUCGCCAUUUUGCGUAGCUAAUUGUAGUUCUUGCAUCCUAUGUAUAAAAUGAGGCUUAAGGGUCCCUACCUGACAGUAGCUAGCUGUACCUCUGGAAAAAAAUGUGCUAGAAUUGGUGUUAACCACUACUAUAUCCAUAUCAUGUUUUUUUAUGAAUAUAUUGCUGGAUAUAUUGCUUGAGAAUCAUGUUUUUGCCUAAAUGUCAGUUUACAUUCUCUGUAUUGCAUUUUCUUUUAUACCUAAAAAAUACAUGUUUACCGCUUGUAGGAGUUGAGUUGGGGUGGGGAAGGAGGAGUAUAAAAUGAAUAAUUAAUGGUUGCCAGCAAGAUGGUAGAGAAAUACUAGAAUCAGCAGUUUGGAUUCUGCAUGAGGCAUUCACAUAAAGUUUUAGUAAUGUGUCUGACAAAUUUGCUGUGACGUGGACAAUUGAAAGGCAUAGGAACUAAUUUCAUUAGCGAAAGGUUAGCAUUGAACCCUUGAUCAUUAUUUUAAUGGGAAGUAUGCUAUGAUAAUUUAUUUAACUGUGCUCUGAUUUAAAAAUGUAGACUUAGCGAUGCACAAAGGAAACAGCAAUAUCGGGCCAAUUUCCGCAACAACUAACAGCGUUGAAGCGCGAGGCUAAACUUCUCUGCUGUUAUGGUCCUUUAGCUACCACGUUGUAGCAUUGUGAAGAACACCUGUGGCCAGAUACUCUGACUUCCUCACAAGUAUUCCAUUCUACAGUACACUCCCCUAUGUACACAGGGGACUUUCCUGUCACGCUGAUCGUAAGAUGUAUGAUUCUGAAAUUCUGAGCAAGUCUGAGUAACCAUUAUAAUUUUAUAUUUUUUUAUUUGACAUAAAUGUUUUGAAGACAUGAGGGACUGUAAAGGAAUGUAUUAGGACUGAGUUGUUUUAAAAUAUUCUGUUAGGAGAUUAUACAGUAUGUUAUGUACUUCUGUUUUGAAAGCUUUCAGUUUUUGCGUAGCUACAUUUACUGUGCUCCCAUUAAAUCAACUUCAUUUCUACCUCUAAAA